GGAGCCGAGCCGCCUUCCGCGUCACACCACCGGAGCAGCUCACGGGCAGCACACACCGACAUGGGGGAACGGUUCGUGGUGGUGCUGGUUGACGGAGCAGGGGCGGGGGUCCCCGGGGACCCGGCUGGGGCUGACCCGGGGGCUGUGGCGGAGCCGAGGACCCGGGGGGAGGAGGAAGCCGAGGUGCUGGAGGACUCUGUGUUCGAGCCGCAGGAGCCCGGCUCCGUCCCGAUCCUGGAGUACAACAGGGAGCCCAACAAGUACGGUGACGGCGUCCCAAAGGAAAACAGUCCCUUCAUCAACAGCACAGAGCAUGACAAGGCCAACAGCUACGAUGGCACCAACAUGGCACUUUUUGAGGAGGAGAUGGACAGCAACCCCAUGGUGUCAUCACUUCUUAAUAAGUUGGCAAACUACACCAACCUGAGCCAGGGAGCCCAGGAGCACGAGGAGGCCGACGAAGAUGAAGGCCCCAAAAAGAAAGCUGUUAAGAGCCCUCAGAUGGGGACCUUCAUGGGAGUGUACCUGCCGUGCCUCCAGAACAUUCUGGGGGUCAUCCUGUUUCUUCGCCUUACCUGGAUCGUCGGCACCGCCGGCAUCUUGGAGUCCCUGGCUAUCGUCGGCUUGUGCUGCUCAUGCACCUUGCUGACAGCCAUAUCCAUGAGUGCAAUUGCCACUAACGGGGUUGUACCAGCUGGAGGUUCGUACUACAUGAUCUCCAGGUCUUUAGGGCCAGAGUUUGGAGGAGCUGUGGGUCUCUGCUUCUUCCUGGGAACAACCUUUGCUGGUUCUAUGUAUAUCCUUGGAACCAUUGAGAUACUACUGACCUACAUUGUGCCUAAAGCUGCCAUCUUUGUGGCGGAGAGGAAGGAGGACGAGCCCGGGGCUCUGCUGAACAACAUGCGUGUUUACGGCACAUGCUGCCUCGCCCUGAUGUGCAUAGUCGUCUUUGUCGGAGUCAAAUAUGUCAACAAGCUGGCGCUGGUGUUUCUGGCCUGUGUGAUUCUCUCCAUCAUCGCCAUCUACGCUGGAGUCAUCAAGACCAUCUUUGAACCACCAGAUUUUCCUAUUUGCAUGCUGGGAAAUCGCAUUCUGCAGAACCACAACUUCAACAACUGUGCGAAGGCGGAGCUGUGGCCGGUGUUUUGUGACGGACCUUCGCUCAAUGCCACCUGCGAUGAAUAUUUUUCUAACAACAAUGUGACGGAGAUUCAAGGCAUCCCUGGACUGACGAGUGGAGUCAUCUCAGAGAACAUGUGGUCUGAAUACGGCCCUCUGGGGAUGUUGGUGCAGAGCAAGAGGCUACCGUCCUGGGGUGAAAGUGACCCCACUGAGAACAUUAACUUUCCCUACGUGUUCAAUGACAUCGCCAGCUUCUUCACGCUGCUAGUCGGCAUCUACUUCCCUUCCGUUACAGGUAUCAUGGCUGGUUCAAACCGGUCAGGUGACCUGAGGGAUGCUCAGAAGUCGAUCCCCACCGGGACCAUCAUGGCUAUCGUUACCACAUCCUUCAUCUACGUCACCAGCGUGAUUCUGUUUGGCGCCUGCAUUGAGGGACCCCUCCUUCGAGACAAAUUUGGUGACUCGGUGAAAGGGAACCUGGUUAUUGGCACGCUGUCCUGGCCCUCGCCGUGGGUGAUCGUGAUAGGCUCGUUCUUCUCGUGCUGCGGCGCGGGGCUGCAGAGUCUGACCGGCGCCCCCCGCCUGCUGCAGGCUAUUGCACGAGACGGCAUCGUGCCCUUCCUGCAGGUUUUUGGUCAUGGCAAAGCGAACGGAGAACCUACCUGGGCUCUGCUGCUGACCGGUGCCAUCUGUGAGAUCGGCAUCCUCAUCGCCUCCCUGGACGCCGUAGCUCCCAUCCUCUCCAUGUUUUUCCUCAUGUGUUACCUGUUUGUCAACUUGGCCUGUGCUGUUCAGACUCUGCUGCGAACGCCCAACUGGAGGCCGCGCUUCAAGUACUAUCACUGGGCUUUGUCCUUCCUGGGGAUGAGCUUGUGUCUGGCUCUGAUGUUCAUCUGCUCCUGGUAUUAUGCUAUCGUUGCCAUGGCAAUCGCCAGCUGUAUCUACAAAUACAUUGAAUAUCGAGGGGCAGAGAAGGAGUGGGGUGACGGCAUCCGCGGCCUCUCCCUCAACGCCGCCCGCUACGCCCUCAUCCGCCUGGAGGACGCCCCGCCCCACACCAAGAACUGGAGACCUCAGCUGUUGGUGCUGCUGAACCUGGACUCGGAUCAGGGGGUGAAACAUCCUCGUCUGCUGUCCCUCACCACCCAGCUGAAGGCCGGGAAAGGCCUGACCAUCGUGGGCAACGUCAUCGAAGGAACUUACCUCACCAAGGACGCAGAGGCCAAGAAGGCUGAGCAGAACAUCAAGGCUGCCAUGUCAGCUGAACGUACAAAGGGCUUCUGUCACGUGGUGGUGUCUUCAAACGUCAGGGACGGUUUCUCCCACCUCAUCCAGUCUGCGGGUUUGGGAGGAAUGAAACACAACACGGUGCUGAUGGCCUGGCCGGGAACCUGGAAACAAGCCAACGACCCGCAGUACUGGAAAAACUUCAUAGAGACGAUACGUGAGACCACAGCGGCCCACCACGCGUUACUGGUUGCUAAGAACGUGGACAGCUUUCCCACCAACCGGGACCGGCUUGGGGAGGGAACUAUCGAUGUGUGGUGGGUGGUUCAUGACGGAGGCAUGCUGAUGCUGCUGCCCUUCCUCCUGCGACAGCACAAGGUGUGGAGGAAGUGCAAGAUGCGCAUCUUCACUGUUGCCCAGCUUGAUGACAACAGCAUCCAGAUGAAGAAAGAUCUGCAGAUGUUCCUGUACCACCUGCGGCUGGAUGCCGAGGUGGAAGUUGUGGAGAUGCAUGAUAAUGACAUCUCAGCCUUCACCUAUGAGAAGACGCUGGUGAUGGAGCAGAGGUGUCAGAUGAUCAAACAAAUGCAGCUGUCCAGGACUGAGAGGGAGAGAGAGAUUCAGAGUAUCACUGACGAGUCCCGUAGCUCAAUCCGGAGGAAGAACCCCGACGCCCCCGAGAGCCUCAGCCGGCAGUCGUCGCAGACGGAAACCCAGGAGGACGAGGCCCAGCUCAUCCACGACAGGAACACGGCGUCUCACGCCACGGUGAACGACAAGGCGGAGACCGGGCCAGACCGCGUGCACAUGACCUGGACCAAAGACAAGCUCUUCAUGGAGCGGAACCGCAACCGCGAGUGCAACGCCAACGUGGCCGUGCGCGACCUGUUCAACAUGAAACCAGAGUGGGAGAGCCUGAACCAGUCAAACGUCCGUCGGAUGCACACGGCUGUGAAGCUGAACGAGGUGGUGGUCAACAAGUCCCAGGGAGCUCAUCUAGUGCUGCUCAACAUGCCGGGCCCGCCCAGGAACAGAGGGGGGGAUGAAAGCUACAUGGAGUUCCUGGAGGUUCUGCUGGAGGGCCUGAACCGCGUCCUGCUGGUGCGAGGCGGGGGCCGCGAAGUCAUCACCAUCUACUCUUAAAGAAGAACAGCAGAACCUCUCAUGCCCCACACUGCACACACAGGCAUGUUGCCAUGGAUACUGGUCACCGGGCAUUUUUUCGAGGACAGGAGCCUCAUUUUGGUUUUCACGAAGUGUAGGGGGAUCGUUGUGAAGGCGGGACCUCUUUGUGACUGACUGGCAAAACAUCCGGAUGAAGGAAAACGGCUGGCGGUUGGAGUGAGUGACGGGAGGAGCCGGCACAGCGUGUCCACGCCGAGCCAUCGAACCCCCGCACUGGGACGAUAGAGCAUAGAGACACUUUAUAUCUUACAUUUAACCUGAACCCCCCGUUCUCUUCUGUUCUGUUCCACUUUCAUAUUCUCUCCCUCGUGAGUUUACGUUACGUUACUGGUUCUGGCUGUGGAAGGAGCAGCAGAGGAGCUGGAUGUCUCAUCCGCUCUGGGCUUGAGAAGGAAAAAGCUCUGCAGCAGGAAGGUCAUAACUGGAAUUUCUAAUUGGUAAAAGUGAAAGAGCAACAUUUUAACACCAAUAUGUUAAUUAGUCAGAGUUCCUCACAGCCGUCUAGUUCCGGAGCUGCUCUUCACCUUCACAUCGCAGAGACGCUCCACUCCGGUCUGCAGCUGGCGGCGUUUACUCACUACGUGGAGUUCUACGGUUGUUUACAGGGUUGUGAAUUAGUAAAGGACCAGCCAGGAGGAUGCAGAAUGUGCACCUUUUACAUUUCCAGUAGUGCUAUUUGAUGUAACACCACUGAAAAAAACAGGAGAAAUAGCCAUAAGUCGUGGUGCGCUUUCAAUAAUUUAUGUUAAUGGUGUCUGAAGAACUGUUCGGUUGGGAGCAAAUAGGGUUUUUUCUUCUCUCUCUUUUUUUUUUUUUUUUUAAAUUCAAAGGCUGUUUGACAGCAUGCAUUAAUUUAAAUGAAUUAAAAAAGUGAAAGGUUUGCACAUUAAAAUCAGACUUGCCUGGAAAAGCACAGUCUUACCAUGAGAACCUGUCUAAAUCUCCCCACCAACCAAUCAGCACUUAGCGCUGGAAGAUUCGACUGAAAAUUCCCACAUAUGGCCCUUAUUAUUGUUUCAGUGUUGAUUUUAUUCUAUUUUACUCACCAUAAGAUGAGACGGGUCGUCAUGUAGGAGGGAAAAGUGCCAAAAUGACCACAAAAGAAACUGUGGAAGUAUAAUUCACGCAGCUCAGAGCACGACCGCGCCGUAGCAAAAAGGAUUUUUACUCAACAAUGUCUGGAAACUUUUAAUAGCUCAAAUAUAACCUUUUUUUUUAAUAAGCUCCCAAUUUCUACCUUCAUUAUUUAAAAAAAAGUCUCCAAGUGAAGAAAAGCAAUUAAUUUCUGCGGCAUUUUUUUCUCAUUUCCGCUACGAAGACGGUCGGCGUUGUCGGAGGGAGAACGACGGUAGCAACUGCCCCUUCUCACGUGUACGUCCACAGUUUCUUUUCACCAUUAGCCGUGCAGUAUUUUGUAAAGAGGGAAGUCCUAUUUCCCUGUAUUAUUAUUUUACGUGGGGAACAUAAGGACUUCUGAUUGUCAUUUAUGCAACUGGUGUAUGUUACUGUUGUGUUGACUUGUUUCUGUCUGCCUGUGUAACAUAGUUACGGUCCCCGUCGUGUGUGUCGCAUUAGCAUUGAUCUUCUGUUCGAUUAGUGUUUCUGAAGAUGAAGGUUUCUACAAACAUUGCAGCGUUUGUCGACUUUUUAGACUGAAAAUGGCGAAAACACACGCAUGAAAUGAAAGAAUUGUUACUAAAUGAAGUUCAAUGUUACUGUUUAGUUUACUUUUUUUAGCUACCAAAGAUUAAAAAAACAUCAGAUUACAGAAAUCCUAAAUUUCUUAGUUUUAAGUUUGAAGAUUGUAAAGUUAAAUUAUUGAAGAGGGUUUUUUGUUGCUGUUUUUAAAUGUGGUUACUGAAUUUUGAGUAGCAGCACCUGUGCAGAAACAUGCAACCUUAACGGAAGAUGCUAAAUAAAAGUUCCUGGAGAUAAA
Messenger RNA from Cololabis saira (Pacific saury), 5470 nucleotides. RefSeq names its product solute carrier family 12 member 7b (gene slc12a7b). Gene Ontology annotation, cellular component: membrane. Gene Ontology annotation, molecular function: potassium:chloride symporter activity. Lineage: Eukaryota; Metazoa; Chordata; Actinopteri; Beloniformes; Belonidae. Bases 61 to 3492 code for a protein of 1143 amino acids. The record is from RefSeq and is a predicted model, not a curated record. Gene Ontology annotation, biological process: cell volume homeostasis; chemical synaptic transmission; potassium ion homeostasis. The transcript is spliced from 26 exons.